AUGGACGGUGCACAGACUGCCUUUGAUUCUCAGUAUCCUUACGGUUUUGAAAUCGACAUGAUGAAGCGCUCCAUGGAGCCAGUUGGCGGUCCUGAUGCCAAAAAGGCCCGCUGGUCACCUCCCUUUUCUCAAAAUACCGCCGGAUCUCCUACUGGCUCGUCGCCCCACGACGCCUUUGCCAAUUACGGCUAUGGUCCUCAAGCUGGCAUGGCCCAGCCUGGCUUCAACACGUCUCCUUCUGCGACCCCUUUUGGCCCGAACCAGCUUUACUCGACCCCGCCACUUUCCAUCAACACUCAGACGAAUGGAUCAGGUAUGGGUGGCCAGCUCAGCCCCAAUUCUGCAGCUGGAUUCGCUCAACAACAGCAGCAGCAGCCGAGUCCCGGGGGAGCGUCGCCGUAUGGUGGCUUUGGUACAUACAACAUGUUGGGACUUGGGAUUCCGUCAAUGAACAUGCUAGGGUUCCCAUACAAUGGUCAAAUGCCCAAUUUUUCCCAGGGUUUCGGGCAACAGCGUCUGCCAUCUCUCAACAUUCAUGCUGCUCAUGCCUACACACCAGCUGCCGCCCUCUCUGCCGCCCUCUCGGCGUCUUCAGGAACCCUCCAGGGACGUACGGUGUACAUUGGAAAUCUUCCCGCCACUGCGUCCGUUGACGAACUCCUGAACCUCGUCCAUUUCGGGCCCCUAGAAUCUAUCCGCGUUCUUCCAGAAAAAUCUUGCGUUUUCCUUUCCUUCCUUGAUGGCGGUACUGCUGCUGCUUUUCACGCGGAUGCCACCAUCAAGAAGCUCGCACUCCACGGACAGGAGCUCAAGAUCGGCUGGGGUAAACCCAGCCCAGUCCCCGCCCAGGUAGCCUUAGCAAUCAGUCAGAGCAAUGCCAGCCGGAAUGUAUAUCUCGGCGGAUUAGAUGAGAAUAUGACAGAGGAGCAGCUGCGUGAUGAGUUAAGCAGGUUUGGCUUGAUUGACCAGGUUAAAAUCGUCCGGGACAAGAACAUUGGCUUCGUUCACUUUUUGAGCAUUGCGAUUGCCACCAAGGUUGUUAAUACGCUUCCUACGGAACCGAACUGGGCAGGCAAACGUGUCAACUACGGCAAGGACCGAUGCGCUUAUAUUCCCAAAUCGCAGCAGGCCGCCGCCCAACAGGCGCAAGCUGCUGCUGCCCAGUCUUUGAUCGCUCAGACGGCUUCGCCUCAGACGGCUAUGCACUCGCCAAUGAGUGCCAACCCGAAUGGAUUCAACAACCCCUUCAGCCCCUAUAAUCCCUUCUCGCCGUCUGUAGACGCGCUCAUGGCUGCCGGUGCUGGAGCAGGCAUGCAAGGAUUGAACCGAACCGUUUAUCUGGGUAAUAUCCACCCAGAGACCUCGACCGAGGACCUGUGCAAUUCGAUCAGGGGUGGUGUCCUGCAGAGCAUACGAUACAUGCAGGAUAAGCAUAUCGCUUUCGUCACAUUUGUCGACCCUGCUGCGGCCUUCACAUUCUUCCAGGUGGCAUCAUACCAGGGCAUGACAAUCAACAACAGGCGGCUGAAGAUUGGAUGGGGAAAGAAUUCCGGCGCUCUUCCCCCUACCUUGGCUCUUGCCGUUCACUCGGGCGCCACGAGGAAUGUGUACAUUGGAAACGUCGAGGACUUUGAGACGUUCACGGAGGAGCGACUGAAGAGGGACUUUGGAGAAUAUGGUGACAUCGAGCUGGUCAACUUUCUCAAGGAAAAGAACUGUGCCUUUGUCAACUUUACGAACAUAUCCAACGCGAUCAAGGCCAUUGAGGCCAUCAAGAGUAAGCCCGAAUAUGCCAACUUGAGAGUCGCGCAUGGGAAGGAUCGGUGCGCGAACCCUCCGAGAUCAGGACCACAAGGGGCAUCUGGUGGACGGAGGUCUGCGUCGGCUGUGGGCGCUCCCGAAGAUAUGGAGGGCGUUGAGAGUGGGGAUGGGGAUGACGCCGCCAACGUCGAGCCGAUGACGGCAUAGAUGGUAUUUCUUCUUCAACUAUGGAUUGGAUCGUAAUUCAAGGAUACCCCUUCCCCUUCACCUCCUACCCACUGUCGGAUGCGAUGAAUCGAAAAAGGGGUAUUCCCAGUCGCACUGCAUCUGGGGGCUUGGGGUUGGUUUUUGGUUUGGAAUUUUCUCUUUGAGCCAGAGAACCACCCCCUUGGGCUAUUGGUUGUCAUUUCUUUAUCACCUUCGUGUUUUCAUUCCAUCCUUUUUCAUUCUUCCCUUUUUCCUUAAUUAUUCAGAAAAUACCUGUUUAUUCCAUUAACUUGUGUGCGAAUAUCGUAUCAUAUCUUUACUCUCUUUCGCCUAUCUAGCGGGUGGUCCUUUCGUUUUCUUACUUAUGCUCUCCCCGUUCCCCUUCUC
This is a messenger RNA of Guyanagaster necrorhizus, 2355 nucleotides long. RefSeq lists its product as uncharacterized. The record is from RefSeq and is a predicted model, not a curated record. The transcript has 6 exons. Gene Ontology annotation, biological process: mRNA splicing, via spliceosome. Gene Ontology annotation, cellular component: cytoplasmic stress granule. Bases 1 to 1968 code for a protein of 655 amino acids. NCBI's taxonomy places the organism in Eukaryota, Fungi, Basidiomycota, Agaricomycetes, Agaricales, Physalacriaceae. Gene Ontology annotation, molecular function: mRNA binding.